Messenger RNA from Daldinia caldariorum, 4756 nucleotides. RefSeq names its product P-loop containing nucleoside triphosphate hydrolase protein. The coding region runs from base 314 to 4603 and encodes 1429 amino acids. NCBI's taxonomy places the organism in Eukaryota, Fungi, Ascomycota, Sordariomycetes, Xylariales, Hypoxylaceae. Gene Ontology annotation, biological process: transmembrane transport. Gene Ontology annotation, molecular function: ATP binding; ATP hydrolysis activity; ABC-type transporter activity. The record is from RefSeq and is a predicted model, not a curated record. The transcript is spliced from 13 exons. Gene Ontology annotation, cellular component: membrane.
UAGGUGAAUUAUGGAUCCACUUGCAGUGCAUCAUCUUGUAAAACUAGCUUGCCAUAGAGCUGAGCCAAUCACUUCAUUAUUUAUGUGUGUUUCUGUCUCGUUUGGGAAGCAUCAUGGUUUUCUACCUAAGGCAGCUGGCUUGAAGUGGUAGGAAGAAAACCGGGGGUUCAGUCGAAUACGAGAGCUCCGACACUGCUAGUUCAUCACGCCAUUCAAUUGGCCAGGACACGUAUUAUUGACAUUGCUGACAGCACUUUCUCAACAUUGUAGCAUCAUGUUUUACCUCAUUUGAAAGCGAAUUUCAUCUUCAACGAUGGCUCUCUCCGAGGGCGCCACAGACGCGAUUGCUCACUACUCGAUAGCAGUAUCAAUCCUGUUUCUGGGUACGGCGCCAUUCCGACUAUGGAGUUUGCGCAGAUCCCCUGUCGUCGUUAGCUUUAGCUUCCUGGGGCAAGUUAAGAUGCUUCUGUCGACUCUUCUUAUUUUAUCAAGCUUGGGGCGUUCUAUCGCGUUAGGAUACUUGACGUCUGACAGUAACUACUUCUGUGCUUCUCAAGGUCUUCAGAUUGUUGCAGUUCUCAUGCUCUGCGUCCUAUCAUUUCUAGAGCAUCGACGAAGUAUUCAGCCAUCUAGCAUUAUCACUCUUUAUUUAAUUGCAUGUAUUAUUCGAGAUGCUCUUGAGAUAUCCAGAAUGCUCCAGGGGGAGCAUAAUCGGUUCAUACAAGACCCGAUUCUCGCGCAGAUAACCCUUGAAGCUGCUUUACUCGCGACGGAAAACCUUGGAAAGGAAGAAACCAAAGAGUCCUCGGGGCAAUAUGUGUCACCAGAAGAGAAAUCAGGGCUACUUGGUAGAAUAUUCUUUUGGUGGAUAAAUCCGGUUCUUGUAGAAGGAUACCAUAAUGUCCUUCUGAACUCUGCUCUCCCUGCUGUGGAUUCAAAACUGCUAUCAAGAACUAUCCGUACUGCGGCCACACAUGCAUGGGAGCAAAGGCUAAGACCCGAGAUUAAAAUGACGCUUCCAAAAAUCCUGUUCGCCACUCUCAAAAGGCCGUUCUUGUUAGCGAUACCACCGCGACUUUUCCUCACCGUAUUCCGAUAUUCACAGCCAAUUAUCAUCCGUCGAAGUAUCCAAUUUGUCACCAGUGAUGAGCCUUUAAAUCAGAUAUGGACUGCGCAGAGCCUCGUUAUGGCCGCAGUGAUCGUCUACGUUGGCCUGGCUAUUUCAACGACGGUUUAUCAAGACCACCUGAAUAAGCUGAGAGUAAUGGUUCGUGCUGCUCUUAUAGCCUUGAUUCAUGAUAAAACCAUGAACUCUUACGCCGAAACGGUGAGCGAAGGCAAAGUCCUGACACUCACAAGUACCGACGUGGACAACCUUGACACCAUCGGUGAAAUGUUUCACGAAACUUGGGGACAGGUUCUUGAGGUCUCCAUCGGGAUUGCGAUGUUAUCUUGGGAAGUUGGUUGGGUGUCCCCUGUACCACUUUUUAUUAUUUUCCUAUGUUCUCGCAUGAGCCAGUAUGUCGCGAAGAACCUGCGAUCGAGACAAGGCGGUUGGAACGAGGCUACUCAGAACCGUAUUUCUACGACAAGUGCCACUAUCGGUGCUAUGAAAAAUGUUAAGAUGCUUGGCUUGCAAGAUAUGAUCUCAGAACGUAUUGAAAGGCUUCGGCAGGCCGAGCUUCACAUGGCAAGCAGAGUGCGAUGGAUGAUGGUUGCUUACAACGCGUCUGCGAAUGCCAAUGGGAUGUUUACGCCCGUUAUCACGCUCGUGCUCUAUGCCAUCCUAGCCAUGUUGAGUGGCAGCAAACUUGAUACUGAAACGGCAUUCACAACGAUUGCUAUCUUAAGCAUGGUAACGCACCCUGCGAACAUGGUCAUGACUAUCGUGCCUAGGGUCAUUGCGUCCUUCGCAAGUUUUGAAAGAAUUCAGAGCUUCCUUCUCGAACCUCCUCGCCAGGAUCACAGGACUGAAAUCAUCCAUUCGCAAACGACCCCUGAAUUCGGCAAUUCCAGGGAGGACCUUCACGCCACUUCGCAUCCAGCUCUUAGUGUGGCGGGGGUCACUUUUGGGGAACCUCGUUCUGUUCUGAGCAACAUUAAUUUGAAUAUACGUAAGGGGUCUAUCGUCGUUUGUUCUGGUGCGACGGCCGCUGGGAAGACAUGUUUAGUGCGCACUCUUCUGGGCGAGACCCCUUCGAUAGGAACCAUCACAGUGUCUUCCAAACGCAUUGGCUAUUGCUCUCAGCUGCCGUGGCUACCGAAUGGAACGAUUAGGCAGGUUAUUCAUGGAUUCGAGGAUAGUUCCUCGAUUAUCGACUUGGGAUGGUAUGAGACGGUAAUCGCUGCUUGCUGUCUCACGAGAGACAUUGAGGCGCUUCCCAACAGGGACGAAACCAUCGUGGGCAGUCGAGGGGCCAAUCUUUCAGGAGGUCAGCGACAGCGCCUAGUAAAUGAUCCAUUUAGUGCGCUAGAUGGGAGCACCGAGCGUCAAAUCGUCGAAAGCCUCUUCGGAUCAGAGGGGCUUCUUAAAAAGUUUGGAGUAACGGUGAUUUUAAUAAGCAAUUCUACCCAGUACUUCCCCUUGGCAGAUGAAAUUAUUAUCCUCGAAGACGGGCGAAUUAAGGAACAGGGCAAAUGGAACGAACUACUCUCCCGGGAUCCGCAAGUAUUGAAAAUAACCCUCAACGAAGAUCACAUUCAUAAGAGCAAAAAGGCCCCCGAAGACAGUGCCAACCAUCUCUCGCGACAACAGCGAUCCUACGAUGAUAUUGCUAUUGACUCGAAGCGGAAAACAGGCGACUCAGCGCUCUAUAGCUAUUAUUUAAAAGCGACUGGACUGGGAAACUUUGCGUUCAUGGUAACUUCUAUCGCAACUUGCUCCUUUUUCGUCACUUUCCCGCAGUACUGGUUGAAGCUAUGGACAGACUCAAAAUCAAGCAACAACUGGAUAUUCAUCGGAGGAUAUGUUGCUCUGUAUCUCAUCGCUUGGAUUUCUACGAAUGGAAUUAUGUGGUCUACCAUAAUUUUGGUAGCACCCCAUUCGGGACUUGUUUUACACUCGAAACUCCUUAAGAUAAUUAUGCGUGCACCUUUGCUAUACUUCUCUAAGACUGACAGCGGGUCAAUCCUGAAUCGAUUCAGUCAAGACAUCCAACUUGUUGAUAAGCAACUCGCAUCUGCCAUGUCAUCAUUAUUCGUUCAGGUCUCUAAGCUUCUUGUUCAAGUCAUCUUACUAUUCGUUGCCCAAAAGUUGCUGACACUGACUCUCCCUAUUUGUCUCGUAUUCGUCUAUCUAGUACAGAAGAUAUACCUUCGAACAUCGCGCCAACUACGGCUUUUGGAACUUGAAUCUAGAUCUGCUGUGCUGAUAAACUUCUUAGAGACGGUGGAAGGAUUGCCUACAAUACGUGCGUUUGCAGGCCAGUCCAAGGCGGAAAACCAACAUAUACGAAACCUCGACGAGUCACAAAAACCCUUCUACCUUCUUUUAUGUCUCCAGUGCUGGCUCAGAAUUGUCCUAGACCUACUCGUUGCGGGGAUAGCCGUUGGGGUAAUCGUUCUCGCAGUCUCUCUGCGGGACACCACUUCGGGUGGCCAAGUCGGUGUCGCGCUGAACAUCGUGUUGAUCGCAAAUACCACGCUCCUUAAACUCGUUGAAUCGUGGACCAGCCUAGAAAUAUCUCUUGGGGCCAUCGCCAGGAUCAAGAAACUGGAAGAGGAAGUGCUCCCUGAGGAUCAACCAUCCGAAACUAAGAUACCUCCCGAAACGUGGCCGUCUUCCGGGUCUCUGGAAGUUCGGAGUCUUACAGCCUCUUAUAAUGAAGAAUCUACUGCUCUUCGCGAUGUAUCACUACGGAUUAACCCGGGACAGAAAGUGGUGGUAUGCGGCCGAACGGGGAGUGGUAAGAGCUCUCUAAUUCUCGCUCUUCUCAAGUUACUAGAUAAAGGAUUGGGAUCAAUCAUCGUUGAUGGUAUAGAUGUUGGCCACGUCCCUCGCUCAAUAGUACGAGGACGCUGCUUCGUAACAGUACCCCAGGAGCCUUUGCUCCUCAACCAGCAAACCCUCCGAUUUAACGUGGACCCGACAGAGACUCUCUCAAACGAUACUAUAAUCGAUACUCUCUUCAAGGCGCGCCUGUGGCAGCAUUUCAGCUCUACUUUGAACUCUAGAGGGGUGCUCGACAGCCCCGCGAGCACUCACCCGAUCCUAGAUCAGACGCUUGCGUCGCUCCCAUCUCUUUCAGUCGGACAGGGGCAAUUGCUAGCCCUCGCACGUGCAUUGCUACAAGUAUAUACCGUAGCUACUUGCGGUGCAAAACCAAUAAUUCUACUCGACGAAGCCACUUCUUCUCUAGACUUUUCGACUGAGGAAUUAAUACUCGAUAUUGUUCACGAAGAGCUCACCUGCAAAGGUCACACGGUAAUUAUGGUUGCACAUAGAGUGGGUGCGGCCGUGACCCACCUCAGAAAAGGGGUAGACAUCGUAGUCUGGAUGAAGGACGGGAAGGUCGAAAAGGUAGGCGACGCAGAUGAGAUUAUGAACAUAACAGCGCAAGCCGUUAUGCCUGAGAUCCAGGGAGAUGAUCAGACAAGGGAAUGAUCAAAAGAGCUGGGCUAUUGGAGAAUACCAUAUAUUCUGUCCGAAGAUACAUAGAGUGAUAUCACGCUUCUAGUUCCUCCCCGAAAACUGCAGUAUUCGAACUGUUGAUUCUCUAUUAAUGCUUGCUUCCCCUUUGGUAUCUAUCUCAAUAGA